UAUGUUUGGCUGUCGCGAAAAAAAAAAAAAAAUUUGUUUGGCAUAAUUAACAGGAUCUGCUUUACACCAAAAAAGCCGAACCAGCAACGAAACAAAGCCUAUAGGUCUAUAGGAGCUAGCCUUAAACAUCACAUGAACUCCAACCCGCCCGCUUGAAUCCCAUGGUCAUGGCCCUUCCUAAUCUUGGCUCCUUCUCCAACCCAACCGCCAUCGCUUCCACCGCCGCAACUGCGUCGGCCUCCAACCCGUUAUCGCCUUCCGAUGAUCCGUCAAAGAAAAUUCGAAAACCCUACACCAUUACCAAGUCUCGCGAAAGCUGGACCGAACCCGAGCACGAUAAGUUCCUUGAAGCUCUUCAACUGUUCGACCGGGACUGGAAAAAGAUUGAAGCGUUUGUUGGAUCAAAAACUGUUAUUCAGAUACGUAGCCAUGCUCAAAAAUAUUUUCUGAAGGUCCAGAAGAGCGGAACCAAUGAACAUCUACCUCCUCCUCGGCCAAAAAGAAAAGCUGCUCAUCCUUACCCUCAGAAAGCCUCAAAAAGUGCUCCAGCUCUCUCACCGGUGACUGCAUCAUUUCAAGCUUCACUUCCAUUACCGGAUCCUGGAUUUGUAACAAGGCCUGAUACUUCUUUGUUACCUAGCAAUCCAGUUACUGUUGCAUCUAUGCCAUCAUGGACUGACAACUCUGUGUCACCAGUCAAUUUGUCCCAAAUGAAGAAAGAUAAUGUGAGAGAACCAGGUCAACCUGUGGCCAAUACUCAUUGUUGCAGUAGCAAUGAAAGCACUCCAGGAUCAAAAUCAACAGAUGAAGUGAUGGAGCGGACUCAGGGACCUUCAUUGAGAGUUUUGCCUGACUUUGUUCAAGUAUACAACUUCAUCGGCAGCGUAUUCGACCCUGCUGUUACCGGACACUUGCAGAAAUUGAAAAAAAUGGAUCGCAUUGAUGUUGAGACGGUAUUGUUGCUGAUGAGAAACCUCUCCAUCAAUCUUACAAGCCCUGAUUUUGAGCAUCAUAGGCAGCUGCUUUCAUCUUAUGAUAUGGACAUGGAGAAGCAGUGCAAAUCAAGUCAUCAAUUACAACCAACUUGAAAGUGCUGCUCACUUCGGGUACUGCAUAGUAUGGUCUUUGCAUACUAUUCAUCAUUUCUCUAUGUUCGAGAGUACUAUCGUCUGAGGAUACCAUAUUGAAAUUAAUGAACCCCUAGGGGAUAGGGACGAACGACGAGUGGAGGACCCAUAUAUCAUGAGAAGCCAGUUGUUUUUGUUUGAUAGCAGCUGCUAUUUUCACGUUUCAGAGUUCUGAUCUGUGCAGUUCAUAUUUGUGUACAUACUGUAAGAUAUAAACAGAGAUAAAAAUUGUGAUGCGGGAACUUAAUAUGUAAAGCUGGGUUUAUGUAAAUUCAAGUUUUGACAGAGUCCAGCCUCUGCAGUACUAGCAAAUUGUUUAUGCCAAUGUAAAUGAUUCAACAAGCGAGCUUGUUGAUUUUUACCAACACGUUUCUGUUUGGUUGCUGCAUAUCUACAGCUUGCUUACUUUUUGUUUCCCAUCACUGAUAAGAUGUUUGAGCUGCUCAAUCGGGAUGCUUUCGUGAGUCAACAGUUGAAUAUUAUAGGUACAUUGGCUCGUAGAGAUAGAACUGUUUUGGUUACUACUGGCAAAUUGCGAAGGUUUUGGUGCAACAAAGUUCACAGAAAUCGACUAGGAGUUCAUGAAUCUCCUGGGAAAGGAUUCUCAAGCUAAGUUGCUUGGCCUCCGUCUCCUUAGUUUAUUAGAUAAUUUGUCUAGCUAGUUCUGUAAUUUUUUUUGGUCAUAACUCCAGUUAAUAUGCUUACUGAAAUUCUCUAGUUGUCAACCAUUUGCUGCCUCUUCAUAGAUACA
Nicotiana attenuata is the source of this 1878-nucleotide messenger RNA. RefSeq names its product protein REVEILLE 6. Gene Ontology annotation, molecular function: DNA binding. The transcript has 8 exons. Lineage: Eukaryota; Viridiplantae; Streptophyta; Magnoliopsida; Solanales; Solanaceae. Bases 162 to 1088 code for a protein of 308 amino acids. The record is from RefSeq and is a predicted model, not a curated record.